AUGGCUCAGACUCAGAUAUCGCGGAGCUCGGAGAGCGAUGCCUGGACGCUCCUCUCCCUCAAGUCGGCGCCUCCGUCGCCCUCGAAAGUGCAAUGGGCACAGGAGCCGGCUCCGACUGCCAUCGCGCGGCUCGAUGGCCGCGAUUUCGAAUACAUGAUACGCCAAAAGAAGGUGAUAAUCGGACGGAAUUCUAGCCGGGGUCAAGUAGACGUAAACAUGGGACAUUCUAGUUUUAUAUCGCGGCGGCAUCUCGAACUGUUCUACGACCACCCGGAGUUCUAUUUGACUUGCAACAGCAAGAACGGCGUGCUCGUCGAUGGUGUGUUUCAACGGAAGGGAGCGGCCGCGAUGCUACUCCCGAAGAGAUGUACUCUCCGUUUUCCAUCGACCAACAUUCGCCUGGAGUUCCAGUCGCUGGUCGAGGAGAGUGGCGUAGGGUCCGGGGGCGCAGGCCCACCCCUGCCCCCGCUACGUAUAUCCAUACCAGUGGACAACGAUGGGCGAAGCCCUGCGCCUUCCCCGACAGGUACAAUAAGCGCCACCAACAGUUGUCCCACGUCGCCGCGGGGCGCCGGUUCAUCUGGCCGGCGGCACCCAGACCUCGGGCUUGUGGCGCAGUACGCGGCCCUGGCUGACCACCAGCGACCGAACUCGAACGGAACCGCGGCUUCGUCUACGUCUGAUUCCGGCUACAGUUCCCGGGACGCUCGAGAUGCCAGGGAACAUCGCGAGGGCCGUGACGAUGCUAAACCACCGUACAGCUACGCCCAGCUUAUAGUCCAAGCUGUUGCUUCAGCAGCGGACAAGCAGCUCACGUUGAGCGGCAUCUACAGCUACAUCACCAAGCACUACCCAUACUACCGGACCGCCGACAAGGGCUGGCAGAACUCUAUACGACACAACCUAUCACUCAACCGUUACUUCAUCAAGGUUCCUCGUAGUCAGGAAGAGCCAGGCAAGGGCAGCUUCUGGCGUAUCGACCCUCAGAGUGAAGGGAAACUCAUUGAGCUGGCCUUCAGACCUCGCCGCCCUAGGGGGGUGCAGUUCAGGGCACCCUUCGGACUCUCUUCAAGGAGUGCUCCUACUUCUCCGUCUCAAGUGGGUGUCUCCGGGCUGGUCACUCCUGAGGAGUUAUCCCGGGAACCAACGCCUGAUCUCUUCACGGCUGAGGAACAUGAACAACAGCAAUCUGGCCAGCAGCGUCUGUCAUCAUCGUCACAGUAUCUGUUCCCGCAGAGAAGUGGGGUCAGUCAGAGUGCACCUGGCUCACCUGGUCAUGGUGUGUACGCGGGCGGCAGUGGUUUGGUGAUGGCCGGACAUCAGAUAACGGUUGUCACUAACGGCGCUGGAGGGGAGAGGGAAGAGAAGUAUGUGGUGGGCACGUCGGGAGGCGGGCUGGUGUCGAUACCCGAGGAAGAGGUUCAAGCUGCGAACUUACUGCUGCAUCAGCACUCACCUUACUACGCGUGA
Molecule: messenger RNA, 1470 nt
Organism: Danaus chrysippus (African queen)
Lineage: Eukaryota; Metazoa; Arthropoda; Insecta; Lepidoptera; Nymphalidae
Source: the annotation of a GenBank genome assembly